Poeciliopsis prolifica (blackstripe livebearer) is the source of this 3029-nucleotide messenger RNA. It is a transcript of the gene bmp6, whose product is annotated as bone morphogenetic protein 6. Gene Ontology annotation, biological process: SMAD protein signal transduction. The record is from RefSeq and is a predicted model, not a curated record. Gene Ontology annotation, cellular component: extracellular region. The transcript has 7 exons. Bases 362 to 1813 code for a protein of 483 amino acids. Lineage: Eukaryota; Metazoa; Chordata; Actinopteri; Cyprinodontiformes; Poeciliidae. Gene Ontology annotation, molecular function: cytokine activity; growth factor activity.
GGCAGGAAUUCACACGCACAGAGAUAUUAUGGACUGCAACCUGCUGAUUCUUUCCACACUCUGACACUCAACCUGUAGGAGUUGCAGCGCCGCCGAGACUCUUUCUUUCCCUUUCUUUUCUUUUUUUUGUCAUCAACUCCGGGAGUGAAUGUGUCCGCUUCGGUAGAAUGGCUUCAACCAGAGGCGCAGUUCUGUCUGUGGAAGCGUGUCCACCGGCCGAAGAGUAGCGGAGCGCUCAGAAUAAACUCUCACAUGGUGCACUUUAUCCUGGAGCAGCAAAGCGCGCUGCGGGGAGCAGAAAUGAAAGCGGGAGCGGUGCCAUUAUGCGCGUUUUCCUUUAUUGGGCAUUUCAAAUGGCUCGAUGCGGGACUUCUGCUGUGCUUUUGAUCAAUCGUUUCGACUGAUAGCGCCGUUCUCGGGUGGACUUUGGCUACCAUUACGCGCGAUUUUGCGUUUCGGAGAGGCGACCGAAACUCCAAGCCAGGCUCAAUCGGGGGACUCUGGAGAGCACAGCGGGGACAACACCAUGACCAGCCGCCUGCUUGCCUUGGUCGGAGUGUGGUGGAGCGCUUACUACUGCACGUACGCGGCGGCGGGGAGUCACUACUCACUGGAGGGCAUCGGCGACGGGCAGCCGGGCUUCGUCCACCGGAGGCUGCGGACGCACGAAAAGCGGGAGAUGCAGAAGGAAAUCCUGUCCGUCCUGGGGCUGCCGCACAGACCGCGGCCGCAUCUGUCCCACGGAAAGUACAACUCCGCUCCGCUUUUCAUGCUGGACUUGUACAAAACUUUAUCGAGCGAGGAGAAAAGCCAAGUGGAAGGCGCGCUGGAGAGACAGCAGUCCGUCCCGGCCACCCAGAGCCCUCCUCUGGCGACGUAUCAAGAAACAGCCUUUCUGAACGACGCGGACAUGGUGAUGAGCUUCGUCAACUUGGUGGAGUAUGACCGGGAGCUCUCUCUGCAGCGGCGUCACCACAAGGAGUUGAAGUUCAACCUGUCGCAGAUCCCGGAGGGCGAGGCCAUCACGGCAGCCGAGUUUCGCCUUUACAAGGAGUGCGUGAGCCAAGCGUUUCGCAACGACACCUUCAUGCUCAAAGUCUACCAGGUGGUGAAGGAGCACCCUGACAGAGAGGCGGAUCUGUUCCUGCUGGAGUCCCGGAGGCUUUGGGCCGCUGAGGAAGGAUGGCUGGAGUUUGACAUCACGGCGACCAGCAACCUGUGGGUGAUGAGUCCGGUGCAUAACCUGGGCCUGCAGGUCAGCGUGGAGACCAGUAGCGGGCAGACCAUCAGCUGUAAAGACGCGGGACUCGUGGGACGAGAUGGCGCGCUGGAGAAGCAGCCUUUCAUGGUGGCGUUCUUUAAGGUCAGCGAGGUCCACAUACGCUCCGCACGCUCCGCCGGCGGGAAACGGCGACACCAGAAUCGCAACCGGUCCACACAACCGCAAGAGGCAUCCAGAGGGUCAGGCCAAACAGAUUACAACAGCAGCAAUCAGAAGACGGCGUGCAAAAGACACGAGCUGUACGUCAGCUUCAGAGAGCUGGGCUGGCAGGACUGGAUCAUCGCCCCCGAAGGCUACGCCGCCAACUACUGUGAUGGAGAAUGUUCCUUCCCGCUGAAUGGACACAUGAAUGCCACCAACCACGCCAUCGUGCAAACGCUGGUGCACCUGAUGAACCCGGAGAAUGUACCGAAGCCUUGCUGCGCCCCCACCAAGCUCCACGCCAUCUCCGUCCUCUUCUUCGACGACAACUCCAACGUCAUCCUGAAGAAGUACAAGAACAUGGUGGUACGCGCCUGUGGCUGCCACUGACGCCGGUGACGACUGGUUGUAACGCCGACGGACAAGGCUGAACACAGUUGAACUCCAGUUGUUUGCUUUUUUUCCCUCCCGCAGCCUGGAAGUUAGCAGCAUCUAGUUCAAUAGUCACAAACCCAAACUAUUAAUAUGUCGACAGCAAGGACGGGGAUCGACACCAGACUGAGAGUCAUUGUUGGCGUCACACUCCAGACUUCACUUUUACAGACUUUGUGUGUCUAAGAAGAGUGUUUAGUUUGUAUAUUGUGUGUUUAUUGAAUCGUAAGAAGAGUCAAAACUCGCUGGGAGGCCGUAAGCGAUCUGUCGAUGGACCAGUCAGACUGCUGCUUUCAUUUCCCAUCUCCUCUCCGAUGGAAACCGCAGCGGAUCAAAUCUGAGGAGGCGUACGAAAAAUCAGUUUCCCCGCGACUGACCCAAACACCUGCUGAGCCGGCGCAAAGCCCGCAUCAUCGGGACGAGAAUAAACAAGGCCAGUUGCGACUUUUACAGCAAACGCUAACUGAUGCAUCAGUCAGUACAUUCGUAUUUAUCCUUUUUUUUUUUUCCUACUGUAUUUUCCUCUCAAGCCAUAUUUACUUUCCCCAAAAUAUAAUUUGGACUCAACCGAAGUGACCACAUUCUGUUUUAGCAGCACACUCCUCCAAAUAAUGCUCUCUGUGUCAAUAUUUGCCAGGCCCAGGCUGACAUGCAGUUCUCCGGGGCCGGUUUAACCCGAUCCAUGUUGUGGCCAGACUCCGUGUUUUUUCUCCAAAAAGGACAGAAAUUCAGCCCCUUUCGCCCUCCGACAUGCCACAAAAUGGCCAUUUCUGUUUAGCUGCACUCGCAAAGCUCACAAACACGUCUCGCCCCUUUACAAGGGAUUGUGGAAAAACAUUUGCAGAGACCAAAACGGUCCGUAUGACGACUUCUUUUUCUUCUGCAACCCUGAGAGCGACAUUGUGCUCAGAUUUAGCUGGAGCGUCUUCCCAUCUGAGCGCAUCACUGUGAGCCUUGAAUAACGUGGAAUAUUUAAGAGAACAUAUUUGAACGAGAGAGAAGAAAAAGAAACCUGUAUCCGUAUCAAUCAAAAUACCUUUUGUGCCUAACCGAUCCUAAAUAUUAUAUACCUCUGGAAAGCUGCUGUUUACAUUUGUGAUCCUGUUAAGACUGUUUUUUUUUCUUUUCCCUGUAAAUACGUGUACAUUUUCAGCUUAUUUAUUGCACCUUUUAU